This is a messenger RNA of Cantharellus anzutake, 488 nucleotides long. RefSeq lists its product as uncharacterized. NCBI's taxonomy places the organism in Eukaryota, Fungi, Basidiomycota, Agaricomycetes, Cantharellales, Hydnaceae. The record is from RefSeq and is a predicted model, not a curated record. The transcript is spliced from 4 exons. Bases 40 to 207 code for a protein of 55 amino acids.
AAACCAGCAGCUCAGAGUCGGAAGGUUCUGGCAAUUGGAAUGGAGAUGCCCCAUUGCGCGAUAUGCAAAGAUGAUAUACUUACAUUCGAUUUCUCGACUCCACCUGACGUCCCGCUCACACAGGUUGUAAGCGCAGCAGUGGAUAUGUGCUUGGUCUGGCCCUACGCUGGUCGCAGUACACUGGAUUCAUCCUCUCUCCCCGGCUGAAAAGAGCUUGCGGCUCAACUGUCCAGAACAAAACAUCAGGACAGAUCGGGUUUUUCUGUUCGCCACCGCAUGGCCGAGGCCGACAAAAACUUCAUCUACGCCGACGUGUAUGCGGGUUGCGGGUACAUAUGUCGUCGCUGGUUUGGUGUGUUGGCUCAGAUCAGGCGAUCGAUCAACUCGGCUGUUUGUUGCCCCAAUCCCUUCCCUUGGAUGAAAGCGGCCUUGUUUGGCUCAGGCUUGCAAUUAACACAAUUCCGAACCUGCGGCCUUUGUGCUAAAGA